Molecule: messenger RNA, 2693 nt
Organism: Periophthalmus magnuspinnatus
Lineage: Eukaryota; Metazoa; Chordata; Actinopteri; Gobiiformes; Gobiidae
Product: probable polypeptide N-acetylgalactosaminyltransferase 8
Exons: 12
Coding region: 136-2013 (625 amino acids)
Cellular component (GO): Golgi apparatus
Source: RefSeq, a predicted model, not a curated record
UUUCAAAGAUGUUCACAAAAUGGACAGACAUUGAAUUAUUCCAAUUGGACUUAUGUUUGCUCUUUGGAGAGGCGUGAGGCUGUCUGUGUGGUGAGGUGCAGUGAGGCACAAGCCGAUGAGCACCUUGCACUGAACAUGAGAGCUGCGUGGUUGAAGAAAGCUGCCCUUGUGAUGGGAGGAAUUGUGAUUUUUGUAUACACCGGCGGGAUUCUGAAGUCAAGAUCAGAGAGUGGAAGUGUCAAAGAUCUGGACACACCUCAACUUUUGAAAAGUUUUUCUGACCUGGAAGUGAGCAUCAAUAAUCUGAACAAUGCUAUUCAGUCACUUGGACAAAAGCAAGAUGACAUGCACAAAAUACUGGAAGAAGACAGAACUGUGCACAAAAACGUGGGAGGUAAUCAGCCACCCCCAGAAAACAAGCAACAGGAACAAGCAAAGGUAGAAGAGAAAAAAGAACCCGGGGAGAAGAAGCCAACCAAACUGUUCCCCCAGUCGCCCUUGUUUAAGGAGUGGGGUGUCAAUCUGUCUGAAGAGGAGCAGAAAGAAGCACAGGCCUUAUUUGAACUCUAUGGCUAUAACGUGUUCCUCAGUGACCGGCUUCCUCUGGAUCGAGGUCUUCCAGACACCAGGGAAAAAGGGUGUUUGACAAAGACUUACCCUAAAGAUUUGCCCAGUAUUGGUGUGGUCCUGAUCUACCUGAAUGAAGCUCUGUCUAUCCUUAAGAGGGCCAUCCGCAGCAUUGUGAACCGAACACCAAAACAUCUGCUCAAGGAGAUCAUAAUGGUAGAUGACAACAGCUCCAAUGAAAACUUAAAGGAGCCACUUGACUCUUAUAUAAAGACCAUCCAGGAAGAAUUUCCAUCUCUUCGAUUUACUCGAGUCAAGCACAAUGAACAGCGUGGCCUUGCGUUUGCCAGAGCAUCCGGCUGGAGGGCUGCUACUGCUGAUGUGGUGGCGAUACUGGACGCACACAUAGAAGUCCAUGAGCUGUGGGCUGAACCUCUCUUAACUCAGAUCAAGAAGGACCGCACUGUCAUAGCAUCCCCUGUAUUUGAUCGGGUGAAUUUUGAUGACCUUAAAGUGAUCCAGUACCUCCCAGCCUCCCAUGCAUUUGACUGGGCCCUGUGGUGCAUGUAUGAGAGCUUCACACCCGAGUAUUAUGAACUCAAAGACAGCUCAUUGCCUGGAAAGAGUCCCUCUGUCAUGGGAAUCUUCGUUGCAGACAGACAAUUUCUUGGGGAAAUCGGGGUUCUUGAUGAAGGCAUGAAAGUUUAUGGUGGAGAAAAUGUUGAGCUUGGAAUACGUGUGUGGACAUGUGGUGGGAGCAUUGAAGUUGUCCCAUGUUCAAAGAUUGCCCACAUUGAGAGGAACCACAAGCCCUACAUGCCAGAUCUCAGCAUGGCCAUGAAGAGGAAUGCUCUGAGAGUGGCUGAAGUUUGGAUGGAUGAAUACAAACACAAUAUUAACCUUGCAUGGAACUUGCCAUUUGAGAAUCACGGGAUAGACAUUGGUGAUGUCAGUGAACGUAAAAAGCUGAGGGAGAGUCUGAAGUGCAAACCGUUCAAGUGGUAUCUGGAAAAUGUGUAUCCUAAACUGGACCCCUGGGAUAACCUGGUGGCAUAUGGAGGAAUGAAGAAUCUUGAUGCUGAUAUGUGCAUAGACCAAGGCCCUGUACCUGGUCACACACCCAUUGCUUAUCAAUGCUACUACUAUGGACCCCAGCAUGUAUUCUACCGUACAUCUGGUGAGCUCUACAUUGGCGGCAUCAAGUCUCAUAAGUACAACGAUAACCGCUGUUUAACGGACCAGGGCAACAAGGAGACUGAGCCAGGGCUUUUCAAUUGUAGAGAGGCUAUGCAGAAGAAAAUGAGCAUUUACUGGGAUUUUUCACAGGGUAAAGAAAUCAAGAACAGAGAAACAAAAAGAUGCCUAGAAAUUCACAAUGCUAAACUUCUCAUACAGGAAUGCACUGGCCAAAAGUGGGAGGUGCAGAAUGUCAUCAAAGACUUUUAGAUGUUUAUUAAAUACAAGUAGUACAAACUUGAGAAAAAGCUGGGAAAUGUAAAUUCAUGUAUAAUGUAAUGGUAUGAUGUUUUGAUGCAAAUGUUAAUUGAAAAACUUUUUGACAAUGCAUUUUUCAUAACAGGUCAUUAUGAGGUCAAGUGCAUUUUCUUUCAUAAUUCUUCUUUCAGUAAUCUUAUCCAAAAGAAACAGAUUUUGAUCAAUCUAUAUGUUUCAGGCUAAUCUGUUCAGUCUAGCUGUGACUAAAAUGGCCUAGUUUAUUGAGAGAUACCUGUUUACAAUGCUGUUUUUCCACAUUGUUAUUCGCUGUCUUAAAAUUGAAUGUGUUCUGGCUGUAGACACAUUUUGGAAGUAGUGCAGAAUUCAGGCACUGUAGGCUCUGUCUAUCUGUAACAUCUUUAAAGAUAUUUAUUUCAUAAAACAGCUGAGCUGUGCUUAGAAAAUGCUUUUGUAUAGAAUCUGAACUGUGCCUCUGUUUAACAAAGGACUUUUUUGUGUGUGUUUACAUAAAAUGUGGCCCUAUUAUUUAGUCACUUUUUGAAAACUGGUUCUACAACCUCAUGUCUAUUGAUGUGUGACUGGUCUUUAUUCUUCAAUCACAAUUGGAUCAUAUUCUUGGGCUUGUACAUGCAAGGAUGGGGAAGUAGGUUUAUACUAAAAAUAGGCUACAU